Messenger RNA from Ilex paraguariensis (yerba mate), 537 nucleotides. The record is from the annotation of a GenBank genome assembly. NCBI's taxonomy places the organism in Eukaryota, Viridiplantae, Streptophyta, Magnoliopsida, Aquifoliales, Aquifoliaceae.
AUGUCAGGCGGCGAGACGAAGAAACGGAAGAAGGUGGUUGUCGGGGGAAGUUCUGGCAAUGCCAAACUCUUUGUGGAUAAAGAUGCUAAUAAGAGGUAUGAUACAUUUAUUGUUAAACGUCCUCUGUUAAUUGAGCAUGGUGUUUACCUUGAUGAGUUAGUAGGCAAUGUGGAUUGCCCUGAAAUAUUUAGGGCUCAGAAAUGGGAACUUCUGUUUGAUGUGAAUAUAGAAGAUAAAACAUAUGUUGAACUGGUUAAGUAUUUUUAUGUAAAUGUUCAUGACUACAAGGAGAAUGAGCUAACAUUUAAGACAAUGGUUAAGAAGAUAUCCAUCACUGUUUUGCCUGAUCUUAUUUCAAAUAUAUUAAAAAUUGAUAGACCAGACAUUCCUGAGAUUCCAUUAUCUUUCCAUAUUCAAGCAAGGAGCAUGCUCCCAAAAUGGCAAGGGUUAUUCGACGUAUUUGUAUUGGGAGUGUCCCUUGAGAGAAUGAAAAUUGCAAAAUUGCUCACAUUUACCUUACUCCAACGUAUAGGAUGA